CACCCGACUACGAGCUCGUCCAUUACGAUGGCUGCCAUAACCUUGAAAUCGCCUAGCUCCUCAUUUUCGGGGACAAGAUCCAAAGACGUGGCUGACUCCUCGCUCGUUCAAGAUGUCAUUGCCGAGGAAGAAUCCUGUCCAGCUGCGUCUAUCGCAGGCAACUUCGACAUUUAUUCAACGUAUCAGCGGAUAUUACGCGACGAUCAAAUAGCCACUCCUUUGGCUGCCAUCCUGGCCCUGACAGAGCUGAUCGAGAAAUCCACGGCCGGGACCAUGUUCGAGCUUGUGAAGGCAUUAGAAGACGGCGCUGAAGAGCUGAAAAAGCGGACACCCAAUCCGAUAAGCCUCAACGCGGGUUGCGAGUUGUUUAUAGCUUUUGUGACACUCUUCCCGCACGAAUCCGAUAGUUUCGCCGAGCUCAAAACGGAGUUGGUGAAGCAGGGUCAGAAAUAUGCUGCAGAUGCCCUCCGCUAUCGUGACAGAAUUGCGGAUCUUGUCCUCGGCUUCAUUAAGGAUGACUCCGUGAUCCUCACGCAUUCUUAUUCACGCGUCGUCAUGAAGGCGCUGCUAAACGCACACAAGCACAAGCGCAUUUCCGUCUAUGUAACGGAAUCCCGCCCCCGUGGACUCGGGAUCAUGACUUACGAGAAGCUUACGAACGCCGGGAUUCCCUGUACGAUCGUGCUCGACUCCGCAGUUGCCUACGUGAUGGACAAGGUCGAUUUCGUCCUCGUUGGGUCGGAAGCCGUGGUGGAGAGCGGCGGGCUGAUUAAUUCGGUUGGAAGCAACCAGAUGGCCAUUAUCGCGAAAAGCGCCAACAAGCCAUUUUACGCCUUGGCGGAGAGCUACAAGUUUCACAGGCUAUUUCCGCUAUCACAGUACGACCUACCAACGCAUAAUCCGCAGACGCUCUCGUUUCUGCGUCCACCGCAGCGACCUGGCCCUGUACUUACAGCGCGGCCCUCAGUGGCACCUAUGGGAUCUUCUAGAACAACAUCAUCGCUUACGGGAUUGGUCCAUCCGACCCUCGCUUCUUCCGCUGGACGAAGCUCUACAUCAGCGUCUUCGGUGCAAUUGACCAUGACCCCGGAUCAAAUUGCGUUGAAUCCGGACGUAGAUUACACAAGGCCGUACUUGAUCUCCCUCGUGUUUUCGGACGUGGGCAUCCUCACACCCGAGGGCGUAAGUCAAUAUCUCGUCGGGAUGUUUGCAGGGUGAAUGUUGUUGUAUGAUAACUGGGAUCACUGGGCGGCGAGCAGCCGGUUAUCGAUGGAAUUCACGAUAACAUUCUCUCAUUCGGCCCCGACGUCGAUGCCAUCCAUCCCGGCGGACCAUCUGACGUUUCCGCUCACGUUUCCGUGGCCCGAGAUCUCGGUGGGGUCAACGUUCGGUGGCAAUCAUGCGAGCCACGCUUCCGAUCCGGCGCUGCAAGCUCUUGUCGUGCGGUGGGAGAUACGGGAGUCGACACUUUCAUAUUCGGACAACCGGAUCUUGCUGAGAUGUUAAGGGUUCGGACAUGCAUGGCGCAACAUUUUUUUCUUCGAUGCGUCAGUGUGGAAGAUGUGUAUGCCAGGACGCGGUGGAGCUAUGCUACGACUUCGCGACUCCUGUAUCUCAAUCGUAGUCAUGUAUAGGUUGCAACCUGUCUGGACUCUAUAGAUCGAGCAACGUUGCGACGCGCGUAC
Molecule: messenger RNA, 1685 nt
Organism: Punctularia strigosozonata HHB-11173 SS5
Lineage: Eukaryota; Fungi; Basidiomycota; Agaricomycetes; Corticiales; Punctulariaceae
Product: nagb/rpia/CoA transferase-like protein
Exons: 8
Coding region: 28-1218 (396 amino acids)
Biological process (GO): translational initiation
Cellular component (GO): eukaryotic translation initiation factor 2B complex
Molecular function (GO): translation initiation factor activity; guanyl-nucleotide exchange factor activity
Source: RefSeq, a predicted model, not a curated record